AUUUAUGAAGUAUAUGAAACUGAAUGUGAAAUGUAACUAUGCUCUGUUCUUGUCUUGAUGGUGUUAGAGCUUGCCUUGGUCUCUUGUGUUGAAUAUUUUAUAAUUAGAUUCGUGAUUGAGCUGUGUCUGUUCUACAGGAGGAGCCAUUAUGUUUUGCUGGUCCUCUCUGCUGCUCUCCCUGCUCCUGCCCCUGACCGUCACCCUGUUUCUCUGUGACACUGCUUCAGCCUCUGUCACUAGGAAACAUGGUUUUUCUGUGGUGUGGAACAUGCCCACCUCAAAAUGCAAGCGUGUCUUUGGUGUUUCACUGCCCCUGCAGCAGCAUGGCAUCAUAUCUAAUGCAGAACAGAGAUUCACAGGUGAGAACAUAAGUCUAUUUUACGAAUGCCGACUUGGUUUGUAUCCCUACAUCACUCGCGAUGGCUUGAGUGUGAAUGGCGGGAUUCCUCAGAAGGGCAAUCUUGACGGACACCUUGCACUGUCAGAGGGACAGAUCAAUGCACUUCUGCGGAAUAGUUUCAGCGGGUUGGCUGUGGUGGACUGGGAGAAGUGGCAACCUCAGUGGCGCCGUAACUACGGAACCCGACAGGCCUACAAUGAUCUGUCUAAGCAACUGGUACGACAAAAACAUCCAGACAUGUCUGAGGAAGAAGUAAAAUCACUGGCAAAGGCUGAGUUUGAGGAAGCUGCACAGUCGUUUAUGGAGAAAACGCUGCGAGUCGGAGUCAAGGCUCGUCCCAAGGGAUUGUGGGGGUUUUAUGGAUACCCUGGCUGCUAUAAUGACCACGGAGCAAAAGAGAGUGGGUACACCGGACAGUGCAAACCUGGAACAGAGGCACUAAAUGACAAACUGGCGUUUUUAUGGCAGCAGUCCACUGCUCUCUACCCAAGUGUGUAUGUGCGCCGUGGGCUAGCGGGACACCCAAACACACGGCUUAUGGUAAGACACCGUGUACUCGAGGCGUUCCGAGUAGCAUCACAGCAUGGACGUGACACUUCCCGACUUCCUGUUCUACCUUAUGCUAGAGUGGCCUUUACAAAAACUCUGCACUUCUUAAAUCAGACUGAUCUCGAGAACACACUUGGUGAGAUUGCGUCUUUAGGUGCUGCUGGUGUGGUGUUGUGGGGUGAAAUGGGGUUUGCCAAGUCCAAGCACCAGUGUGUUCUUCUCCGGGACUACAUACGCUCGGUCUUGGGUGUGUACGUGGACGCUUUGCAUCGGAGUGUGGCACAUUGCAGCAAGAGUGUGUGCAGUGCUAACGGUCACUGCGUAAGACGCGACCCUCAUUCCGGUCACAUGAUUUCCCAGCUCGACGCUAGGAGUGAAUUUGACCAUGACCUGAGGUCAAAAUUCAAAUGUGUGUGUUUUGAAGGAUGGAGUGGAGAACGGUGUGAGAACAGUGAAAGACAUGGAUGUGAAGUGAAGCCAGUAACACCACUUACAUAUACUGUUUAAAUUUUGAAUUUUAAUUAAAAUUCUGAAAGGUGUACUAAUUUUUACCCCUUGUAAUAAAUCACUGCCAGUACAAAGCAGUCUUUUAUAAUUUUUUAUUAUCUAUGCAAAAUACAACUAUUUAUCUGUCUAA
Molecule: messenger RNA, 1586 nt
Organism: Ictalurus furcatus (blue catfish)
Lineage: Eukaryota; Metazoa; Chordata; Actinopteri; Siluriformes; Ictaluridae
Gene: hyal3
Product: hyaluronidase 3
Exons: 3
Coding region: 149-1456 (435 amino acids)
Biological process (GO): carbohydrate metabolic process; hyaluronan catabolic process
Cellular component (GO): acrosomal vesicle
Molecular function (GO): hyalurononglucosaminidase activity
Source: RefSeq, a predicted model, not a curated record